AUUGCCCUGGAGGCACAUCUCAGGAUAGUGUGUGUCAUCUUCUCUUCUGAACCCUGAAAAUCAGUCACCUUUGUUACAUUGCAAGAUUCCAGUGUGGGCAUUCACCUCUACAAAGUUACUAUUGUGACUGGUGACUGGAAGACAGCAUCAUGAGUGACAAGAAGUCCAGGCAUGUUAUCUAUAAGAAAACUUCCCGUGACAAAGCGGUGAGCGUCUACCUGGGGAAGAGGGACUACAUUGAUCAUGUUGAAUCUGUGGAUCCUGUAGACGGGGUUGUCCUAGUGGAUCCUGACCUGCUCAAAGGGAAAAAAGUAUACGUCACUUUGACCUGUGCAUUCCGCUAUGGUCAGGAAGAUAUCGAUGUUAUUGGCUUGACCUUUCGCAAAGACCUUUACUUUGCUCGAACCCAGGUUUAUCCUCCUGUGGAAGACCCAAAAACUCUCACCAAGGUCCAGGAGAGGCUAAUGAGGAAGCUGGGAAACAACGCCUAUCCCUUCGUGAUUGCAUUCCCUGAUUAUCUUCCAUGCUCAGUAUGUCUCCAGCCAUCUCCUAAUGAUGUGGGAAAGGCCUGCGGUGUGGAUUUUGAAAUUAAAGCAUUUUCUGCAAGCAACUUGGAAGACAGAGUUCAUAAAAAAAACUCUGUACGUCUGUUGAUCCGAAAGAUCCAGUAUGCCCCUGACCAGCCAGGACCUAAACCCCGAGCCGAGACGUCAUGGCAGUUUUUUAUGUCAGACAAACCUCUUCAUCUCACGGCCUCACUGACUAAGGAGGUCUUUUAUCAUGGGGAACCAAUAUCAGUGGCAGUCACUGUGACCAACAACUCGGAGAAGACCGUCAAGAAAAUAUCCACAUCUGUGGAGCAAGUUACCAACGUUGUCCUGUAUUCCAGUGACUAUUACACCAAGACUGUGGCUUUGGAUGAGACCGAGGAAAAAGUGCAGCCCAAAGGCUCAUACAGUCACACCUACUCUCUGCUUCCUCUUCUGGCCUAUAACCGAGAGAAACGAGAAAUUGCCCUCGAUGGGAAACUCAAACAUGAGGACACCAACCUAGCUUCCAGUACCCUGCUGAAGGAGGGCCUCGAUCGUACAGUCAUGGGAAUCAUGGUUGAUUACAAGAUCAAGGUCACAAUCACUGUUUCUGGCCUGUUGGGUGAUAUGACUAGCAGCGAGGUGUCUACAGAGCUUCCCUUCAUUCUUAUGCACCCUAAGCCUGACGGCGGAACCAAGGAAAGUGAGCAGGAUGAUGACAUGGUUUUCGAAGAAUUUGCCCGUGACCCGCUUAAGGAUGAAUUGCAAGGAGAAGAAAAGGAGGAAGAGGAAGAAGACGAGAAAUGAAAUAGUGAAAUCCAAGAAUAGUUAUAGUUGCUGCCCAGAUUCACUUAGGGUGCUACGUCACCGUGGGCACGAAAGGUUUUCCAGUGGAACACACCUGAAAUUAAAUCGGUUAAUAUUUUAAUGCAUUGUACAUUUAUAGAGAAUUAGAUUGAGAUGGCUGUAUAGUGGGAAAUAUGCAUGGAGGAAUAUCUACAUCAGUACUAGGGUGGUCAAAUGUGGAGCUCUCAAUUUAAAAUCAGCAUCAAAAUAGGACAAUCUUGUACAGAGUUCCUUUAUCACUCCCAUCACUCCUGUGUUCCAAUGGCAUGUUGCGUUCGCUGAUACAAGUUUAAAAGGAUAAUUGAUCAGUAGAAAACCCUCCUGCUACAGCUAGAAAUUGCUCUAAUUGCCAUGAAAAGCCAAACCUUUCAACAGUAGUGUAUGUACCGUAUAUAUUUUAUUUCUCAUUGACACCGUAGAAAACCAAAUAAAAUAUGAAUUGUCGGGCAGCAGCGGAAGCUGAUGUGUGUAAUUCAGUACCCAAUACUCAAUGUAUAUAAUUUAAACGUGUCCUGGAGGAGGUGGUUAGUUUUUGGCAUAUUUCACAUGUAAAUGGGUAAAAUGUAAUAAAGGAGAAUUCAUCUUAGUAAUAA
This is a messenger RNA of Spea bombifrons (plains spadefoot toad), 1969 nucleotides long. It is a transcript of the gene SAG, whose product is annotated as S-antigen visual arrestin. The coding region runs from base 150 to 1337 and encodes 395 amino acids. Gene Ontology annotation, cellular component: photoreceptor inner segment; photoreceptor outer segment. NCBI's taxonomy places the organism in Eukaryota, Metazoa, Chordata, Amphibia, Anura, Pelobatidae. The record is from RefSeq and is a predicted model, not a curated record. Gene Ontology annotation, biological process: G protein-coupled receptor internalization; signal transduction. The transcript is spliced from 16 exons. Gene Ontology annotation, molecular function: G protein-coupled receptor binding.